Conger conger (European conger) is the source of this 2544-nucleotide messenger RNA. RefSeq names its product phosphatidylserine synthase 2 (gene ptdss2). Bases 1021 to 2529 code for a protein of 502 amino acids. Gene Ontology annotation, biological process: phosphatidylserine biosynthetic process. NCBI's taxonomy places the organism in Eukaryota, Metazoa, Chordata, Actinopteri, Anguilliformes, Congridae. The transcript is spliced from 12 exons. Gene Ontology annotation, molecular function: L-serine-phosphatidylethanolamine phosphatidyltransferase activity. The record is from RefSeq and is a predicted model, not a curated record.
UUUAUCCUUCUGUGUCCAGUUUAGCAGCGCUAAACACGAGUGAGUGUAAAUCACUUCGGCUUAGAAGCAGUAGCUUUUCUCGUGGCUUGUGUGAAAAAAAGAUCACCGAAGGAAAACUUCAAGAAUAUUUGUUUCUCGUGUGGCAGGUCUUGUUCGCUUGUUACAGUUGUUCUUAUGAAUAUUCCCAAGACUUGUACGCGCGGAAUUGUUCAUGCAUGUGUUCUUUAGCUUGCGAGACCAGGUGACCGUGAUUUCUGUUGCGAAAACAAAACGUGGGCGAGUAGGCAUGCUAGCUUGACAGCAUUGUGUAAAGACAGCUUACAAAGCUGUAACGUUUAGCUGUAUGUUUGUGCAGCGGAGUUUGCGCGCUUAUCAGCAUUGUAUUUUUAGUUACCAAGCAAGUUCGAUGGCGGUUAUUAUUUCAGUGACAUUCAACAACGUUAUGCAAAUGAUGACAUGUCAGUGAAAUAUUGACUAUGCCUGCGUUCGAGUCAAGUCGGGCAUACCUUGCUAGCUAGCUGUCUUUCGCAGGCAGCCAACUUUGACAUUAGCGAGGCGCUCUAAAAAUGACGGACCCAGUCGGAUUAGUGAGAUAAGUUAGCUUGUAUGUAGGACAAAAUGCCACAUCCUGUAAUUUCACUGGAGAGUAACUAGCUAGCUGGUCACAGAUCAUUAAUAGACACUUGGUAGCUAGCUAGCUAGUUAGAUUACCAACCAAGUUCGCGUCUGUCACUCACACAUGAGAAUUCAUGUUGAAGUAUUGCACUUCUUGCUAGCUACCUAGCAAGUUUGUAACUUAGACGACUAAGCGUGCAAGCAGGUGACAGCUUAUCACAGAUCCUGGAGGCUGCAUCUCUUGAUUGGCGUUUAGAUGCUGUCUGUGUCGCCGGGUGGGGCCAUCACUGUGGACGAGACACAGUGAAAAGACAUAUUGCAAUAUCGUUUAUAGAAAGCUAACUUAACGUUACAGAGAUUGAAAGCUAGCUAGCGUCCGGUUUUAAGUGAGACCCGUUCGGUGAAAUGGCUAAACCCGAAUCAAAGACAAGCAGCGUGGUCUUCGGGGCCAGCCGAUCUGCCGCAGCGGAAGAGCAGGUCAACAACGGGUCACUAGAUCUGUCUUCAACCGGGGGGUCCCACGAUCCAGCACCGGCAGCACCCACAACCAAAGCAAAAUCCGGGAAGCAGGGAUCGCGGGAGAACGGUUCGCGACGUACAACAGAGUCUGAAGUAUUUGAUGACGGAACCAACACCUUCUUCUGGAGAGCGCACACCGUCACGGUGCUCUUCAUUCUCACCUGCGCUCUGGUGUACGUCACCCUGCUGGAGGAGACGCCACAGGACACCGCCUACAACACCAAGCGAGGGAUUGUGGCCAGCAUUUUGGUGUUCCUCUGCUUUGGGGUGACACAAGCAAAAGAUGGUCCCUUUUCCAGACCACAUCCAGCAUACUGGCGCUUCUGGCUAUGUGUUACUGUCGUCUACGAGCUCUUCCUCAUCUUCAUCCUGUUCCAGACCGUCCACGAUGGCCGACAGUUCAUGAAGUACAUCGACCCCAAACUGGGCGUGGCCCUGCCCGAGAGAGACUAUGGGGGCAACUGCCUCAUCUACGACCCGGGGAACACCACCGACCCCUUCCACAACAUCUGGGACAAGUUGGAUGGAUUUGUGCCGGCCCAUUUUCUGGGCUGGUAUAUCAAGACCCUAAUGAUCAGGGACUGGUGGAUGUGUAUGAUCAUCAGUGUGAUGUUUGAGUUUCUGGAGUACAGCCUGGAGCAUCAGCUGCCCAACUUCUCUGAGUGCUGGUGGGACCACUGGAUCAUGGAUGUGUUGGUGUGUAAUGGCCUGGGGAUCUACUGUGGGAUGAAGACUCUGGGCUGGCUCUCCAUGAAGCCCUAUCAGUGGCAGGGCCUCUGGAACAUCCCCACCUACAAGGGGAAGAUCAAGCGAAUCGCCUUCCAGUUCACGCCCUACAGCUGGGUGAAGUUUGAGUGGAAGCCGGCCUCCAACCUGCGGCGGUGGCUGGCAGUCCUCGGGAUCAUCUUCAUGUUCCUGCUGGCGGAGCUCAACACGUUCUACCUGAAGUUUGUGCUGUGGAUGCCUCCGGAACACUACCUGGUGCUCCUGCGCCUUGUCUUCUUCGUCAACGUGGGCGGCGUCGCCAUGAGGGAGAUCUACGACUUCAUGGACGACCCGAAGUUCCAUAAGAAGCUGGGCCAGCAGGCGUGGCUGGUGGCGGCCAUCACGGUGACCGAGUUCCUGAUCGUGGUGAAGUACGACCCCCACACCAUCCUGCUGCCCAUCCCGUUCUUCGUCACGCAGUGCUGGGUCCUGGGCAUCGUCCUCAUCCUCACCUGGACGCUGUGGCGGUUCUUCAUCCGGGACAUCACCAUGCGCUACAAGGAGACGCGGCGUCGCCAGCAGGAAGGGGCAGUGGACCGGAGCCGCACCCCCGGCAACGCCAGCUCCGCCCCCACAGGACGCAGCAAACUAAACGGCAGCUCUGAUUCGCUGAAGCACAGGAAGUCCUGAGACGCGGCCGUGGGG